Sclerotinia trifoliorum is the source of this 3225-nucleotide messenger RNA. Lineage: Eukaryota; Fungi; Ascomycota; Leotiomycetes; Helotiales; Sclerotiniaceae. The record is from the annotation of a GenBank genome assembly.
AUUGGAGCAAUAAAGUAAAUUUGUGUGUUGAUGCUAAUCUCAGCCAACAUGCGAUAACUUCUCCUCUUACAGCCGGAGUUUGUAUGGCUGGCUGCCCUGGGAACUUCUUCUAUUAUUAAUGUUCUCUACGAUAAGUGAAUGGGUUGGCGGGUCUGAUGGUCUGGAUGUACCGUAUUGAUGUAUUGAUUCGAUCGACAACGCUUGAUUCUAUCGCUUGAUUCGCUUCUAGGCAGGAAAGUCCCUGGCUUUUAGAUCCCCGAGCCCCAGCAAAUGCUAGCGGAGGCUCUCACGUCAACCAUUUUGUUUGAUUUCGACAGAAUCCAACCACAUCUCCCUAAUCAAAAGAAAAUAUACUCUUCGCACAAAUUGAUAAUAAUUUGAAUUGCUACAUAUACAUGUACUUCCAUUGAUGCACUUACAAAUUUGGCAUAAAUUUAACACCUCAGCUCCAAGUUAACCUUUUACUUUCCUCAGAGUAACUCAAUUACCUCGAAUCGCAUCAUAAAUCAAACCGAGCUUCAUUUUAUACCAAGAUGCCUUCUAAAGGAGGGAAAGGCAAUUUAAAGCGAGAUAGAGUGCGAAAUGAGUUCCUUGCUAAUGAUGAUCAAGGCCUGGAAGACUAAUGUAUUGGUUCAUCAUAGGCAGGAACGAUCGAAGAGAGCGAGUCGUACAAAAAACCACGUCGAUCCGAAAGACUCUCACAACCAGGUCACACCCCAAUCUCGAAUAAACAGCACCUCCCUUCGCCAGUUACACAUCUAGAAUCUUCUUCCUCAAUCAAUAGUUUGAGGGAGGGUACUGCAACUCCUCCAGAGGGUCGACCGAGUCAGAUUCGGCAUAGAACUCCAGAACCAACUGAGAAUCUCGGUCCAAAGGCGCAAAUUUUCUCACCUCCCAUCGCCAAGUCUCAAGCAAAGACUCAAGAAUUCACUCAAACUCAAGAACUGAGUCAAUUGUCAGCAGAAGAUGAGGAAGAAGAAGGUGUUUGGGGAUACUUGAUGCCUCUCAAUCACAAAUACGGAAAUCUCCUUGUUUUACGGAGGAGAAAUGCUUGUCCGUUACCAGAUAAGAACAGUGAUUUUGGGAACCCUGGUAAAGACAAAGAUUUAAAUAAGGAAGAAGAUGCUUAUGAAGCCACUAAGUUUAAGGGAAUCGCUUCGGGCGGAUACUUGAUCGGACGGCAUCCGGAGUGUGGUAAGUAUAAUUCAGACAAUCAGACGAAAGAGUGAUAUUGAUAAUUUUUCUAGAUCUCGUCAUUGAUGAUAUCAGGGUCUCAAAUAGGCAUUGUCUCAUGUUCACCGAGAAUCAAGCAGGUCUGAAUGUUGCCGUCAUUGAGGAUUUGUCAAGUAAUGGCACUUUUGUCAACGAGUGUGUUAUUGGACGAAACAAGCGUCGGCAACUCGAAGAUGGAGAUGGGAUACAAAUAUUGAAUGAUGCCAGGUUUGUCUUUCGAUACCCGAAGCUGCGAGAGACCAGCAAAUUCUUGCAAAAAUACACAGUUCUAGAAAAGCUCGGGUCAGGCCAUUAUGCAACGGUUUAUUUAUGCGUGGAAAAGUGUACGGGUCAACGUUUCGCGGUCAAAAUAUUUACAAGAAAACAUGGGGCAGGGGAAAAGCAAAGGAUCGAAGGUUUACAACAAGAAAUCGCAAUACUUAUGGGUGUUAGCCAUCCGAACAUGCUGUGCUUGAAGGACACCUUCGAUGAGCCCGAUGCAACCUACCUCGUUUUGGAGCUUGCAGCGGAAGGAGAACUAUUCAAUUGGAUUGUUAAGAAGGGCAAACUUACAGAACAAGAAACAAGAAAGGUCUUCGUUCAAUUGUUUGAAGGCUUAAAGUACUUGGUGAGUACUUUUUCUUGCAACAAACCAUUUAUUGAUCCUGGUAACUCAUCAAAAAUAGCAUGAACGUGGUAUCGUACAUCGAGAUAUCAAGCCCGAGAACAUCUUAAUGACCGAUGAAGAUCUGCAUGUAAAACUUGCAGAUUUCGGUCUGUCAAAGAUUAUUGGAGAGGCUUCUUUUACGACUACGCUCUGCGGCACUCCAAGCUACGUGGCUCCGGAGAUUCUUCAAGACAACAACUGCCGACGAUACACACGUGCAGUUGAUAUAUGGUCAUUGGGAGUUGUUUUAUACAUAUGCCUCUGUGGAUUUCCACCCUUCUCUGAUGAAUUAUAUACUCGGGACAAUCCUUAUGACCUCAAAGCACAGAUCAAGAUGGGUAGAUUUGAUUAUCCUUCUCCGUACUGGGACAAUAUUGGUGAUCCAGCACUAGAUCUUAUUGAUCAUAUGUUAACGGUUGAUCCGGAGAAGCGUUACACCGUUGAUGAGUGCUUGGCGCAUCCAUGGAUGACACAAAAGACUACUAAUUUCCACGAUAGUACGGAUGGUCUAGUCGGUGGGAUUGCAAAUCUCGAUUUUAGCAAGCGCAAGAUAGAGAGAGAGAGAACACUGCUAAGCGACAUAAACGAAGUCAAGAUUUCCAAAAUCAUCCACAUCAAUUCUGACAAAGAACCUGUCAAAGUAUAUGUCAAGAAUCCAAACGCAAAACAUUGUAUCAAUCAACCCGCCAGCCAACAAGAACCAUUGCAAAACGGACCCAAGAAUGAAGAGGCACCGGCAGCUAAACGAGAUCCAAACGAGUUCAUUGAGAUGGGCGGUAAGGGUGACCAAACUCUGUUUGACAAUGAUGGGGAGAGCAUCUAUCCAGAGGAUGUACUGGCAAAGCCCAAGUCCCCCGAGCUGGAGGCGCCAGCAUCCAAAACUCCCGUGUCCAAAACCCCACAGAACAAAACAACAAAACCAAACACUCCGAAAUCCAAAACGCCGAAAAAGAAGGGCAAAUGAAUGAACUGAUUAUGCUAAGCGACCUCGGCGAUGAUGGGAUUUAUUCUUUUCUGCACAGUUAUGCACUUUUAUUUUGGCUUGUUUUUCGCGUUCUUCGUCUUAUGUUUUCUCGUUCCUAUUCUUCCUUUACCUUUGCAUAUGUUUGACGUGCCAGGGUAGGAGGAAUGGGAAAUGCAGCGCACGCGGUUGAAAAAAGUCAUUGGGAUGCUCUAGAACCUGUUUUAAUAUAUGAUUAUGGGGUGGAGUAGGGUAACAUGUAAGUGGAGAUCUCCACCGGCAUUAGGGGAGGCGAGGCGAGGCGAGUAAGGAGUGGCUGAGGACUGGGGAUUGGGGACUGGGCUCGCCAUGUAUCAAAUUCAUAUGCCGAUUCUUGAUGCACUUA